Phycodurus eques (leafy seadragon) is the source of this 3218-nucleotide messenger RNA. RefSeq names its product zinc finger DHHC-type palmitoyltransferase 2 (gene zdhhc2). The record is from RefSeq and is a predicted model, not a curated record. Bases 173 to 1312 code for a protein of 379 amino acids. Gene Ontology annotation, biological process: protein targeting to membrane; peptidyl-L-cysteine S-palmitoylation. The transcript is spliced from 14 exons. Lineage: Eukaryota; Metazoa; Chordata; Actinopteri; Syngnathiformes; Syngnathidae. Gene Ontology annotation, cellular component: endoplasmic reticulum; Golgi apparatus. Gene Ontology annotation, molecular function: protein-cysteine S-palmitoyltransferase activity.
CACAUGGCGGGGGGAUUUGGGGGAUUGAUGAGGCCGACGGCAUCCGAAGAGACGAUGCACAUGCACUGACAGUCCUUAGGGAGACACCGAGACGCGCGUGCACAAAGGCGAGUAAUCACGCACACACACACAGUCACGUGAACCCACAUUGGAUAUGAUCCGCUCCUAGACUAUGGCACCGUCAGGUUCGCGGAAUGUCAAACGGAGCUGCAAGAGAGUUUUCUACUGGAUCCCGGUCCUAUUCAUCGCACUCAUAGUGGCUUGGUCGUACUACGCCUACGUUGUGCAGCUUUGUUUGGUUUCAGUUGAAGACACAUGGGAGAAGGUUGUCUAUUUAAUGGUGUACCAUGUCAUCUUCAUCAUGUUUAUUUGGGCUUACUGGCAAACCAUCUUCAGCAAGCCCAUGAACCCUUUGAGGGAGUUCUGCCUGUCUUACUCGGACAAGGAGCUGCUGGAGCGUGAAGACCGGGGUGAGUCUCAGCAGGAGAUCCUGAGGAGAAUAGCUAAAGAGCUGCCUAUCUACACACGCACCAACUCUGGAGCAAUCCGUUUCUGUGACCGCUGCCAGCUGCUGAAGCCUGAUCGAUGUCACCAUUGUUCAGUUUGUGAUGAAUGCAUUCUAAAGAUGGAUCACCACUGUCCCUGGGUGAACAACUGUGUGGGAUUCUCCAACUAUAAGUCAUUUAUGCUGUUUUUGGGAUAUUCCCUACUGUAUUGCCUUUUUAUAACUGCUACAGACCUUCAAUACUUCAUUAAGUUUUGGAUGGCUGGGGGUAAAGCCCAUUUUCGUCUGAAAGAAUACCUGAAUGGCUUUCCAGACACUCAGGCCAAGUUCCACAUCCUGUUCCUCUUCUUCUCUGCCUCCAUGUUCUCAGUCAGCCUCGCUUCACUUUUCAUCUAUCACUGCUGGCUUGUCUUCAAGAACAGAUCCACUCUUGAGGCGGUUCGUGCGCCAGUGUUUCGUCAUGGUACAGACAAGAACGGUUUCAGUCUGGGCUCCAGUAAGAAUUUCCGUCAAGUGUUUGGUGAUGAAGCCAAAUACUGGCCUUUCCCGAUUUUCUCCAGUUUAGGGGAUGGGUGCUCAUUCCCAACAUGCCUGGUGAAUAUUGACCCUGAGCAACCCUCUUCGCCCACUAGCUACAACCCUGCACAAAAAGGUACUGCAGAGGUUCGCCACUUCCCUUUCAAAUCAGUGAGGGAGAGUCAAAGCCGGUUGCUCAGCAAUACCGCCUCUUGGACUGAAAGUGACAUUGCGGCAGAUGACAAGAAUGGCACUAAUAACCCACUGAUGACCACAGAAAAUGAGGCAUAGGGAAACAGAUCUUCUAUUGAGAAGUUGUCAAGGACACUGCAAACAAGAAAAGAAAAACAUCAGUCAUCAUCCUGACACUAAACUGGAUUCAUACCUACAGUAUAUGUAAGAAAAUCCACACACCCGUUCAAAUGGCAAGUUUUUGUGAUAUAACAAAUGAUAACAAGAUAAUUAUUUACAUUUUUUCCCCACCAUUUAUGUGACCUAUAAUCUGAACAACUCAAUUGAAAAAAUAUUUGGGUGAAGAAAAAAAAAACUGCUAUAAUGUGGUUGCACACCUUCUUAUGACUGGAGAUGUGGCUGUGUUUGCAAAUACUGUUUCAAUACAAAUAACCAAUCACAUUCACGCUCAUAUUAAAUGGGAGUCAGCAUCGUUAAACCCAUCGUCAUUAACCCAAUAUGAAGUUCAGAUGUUCUAAAAUGCUUUUCCUGAAAUUUUUUGGAGUCACCUCUUACAGAAGAAUAAUCACCUUUAUUGUCAUGAACAUGCAUGCACACGAAAUUUGUUCUCUGCAUUUUACCAUCACAGUGAACACACUGGAGCAGGGGUCAGCUGAAGCACCCGGGGUAUCAGUAUCUUGCUCAAGGACACCACAGCUGUGAGUCUGGGUGAUGUUGGUGGAUGGUCCAGUUGAGGUCUUGAACCUAAAUCAUCCACAGCCACAGUGGCAGGUGAUGAUCUUAACCAUUGGGCCACAACUGCCCAGCACAAGCAAUGAACCUCAGAGAGCUUCCACCGUAUCAGAGAGAUCUCAUCAGGAGGGGUACAAAAUAAUUUCCAAGGCAUGAUAUGUACCAGUGAAGUCAGUCAUCAUCCAAUGGAAAACAUAUGGUACAACAGUGACGUUAACAAGAAUGUUAAAUAGACUGCACUUAUAUAGCGCUUUAGCUACACCACAUGGUCCCCAAAGCGCUUUACAAAGCCUCACAUUAACCCAUUCACACACAUUCAUCAGGGACGCUACCACGAGGCCGACAGCAACUGCUGAGCUACAGGAAUUUCUGGCAAGUACCGACCAGCUGUUUAGAACAUGACAAUAAUAAUCUUGCAUUUUCAUCAUAUGUCUGGGCUACGGGAUAAGGUGGCAUCAUAUAAGUCAUCUCACAGAGAAAAACAUCAACGCACUGCUACAUUUUGCGAAAACACACUUGAACUGCAUGUGGGAAAAUGUAUUUUGGUCCAAUGAAAGCAAGGUUGACAUUUUUGGCCAUAAUUCCUCAUGGUACAUUUGGUGCAAACACAACAGUGCUCUGCAUCAGAACACCACCAUGCCUGCAGUGACGCAUGAUAGUGGCAGCAUAAUGCUUUGGGGUUUUUACUGGGGCCUUAGUCAAGGUGGAGCGAAUAAAGAACAGUUGCAAAUACCAGUGAGUGUUAAAAAAAAAAAAAAAAAAAGGGUCAGGAACGGCCUACUUGAAGAGCUUAACUUUAUCUGAGGUGAUUCAGAGGCAUUGUCAUGAUGUCAGGUGUGUGGUGACUCACAUUUAACAUGAGCUUGAAUGUGAGUUGUUAAUUCUGAACACAUCACCAGUUAUAAGAGGGUGUUCACGCUUAUGCAACCACAUUACCUCAGUUGUUUAUUUUUAUUUCCCCUCUUGAAAAUGUCUUUUAUUCACCAUUGAUUUGUACAGAGUAUAAGUCACAUUAGUGGGAAAAGAUCUGAAAUUAUUUAUCUUGGUGUCAAUUUUUAUAUCACAAUAAAACGGGAUUUAAACAGGGGUGUGUAGACUUUUUAUAUCCACUGUAUAUGCCAGAACACGUACAAAUGUACUAUUCAACAACACCCCUAUGCAGCAUCUUAGAAUAGGAAAGCAACACAAACAUAAAACAAUCACGUCCAAAGGCCAAUGCUACACACGAACACCACCCAAAAAAAAUAAAUAAAAAAUAAAAAAGUAUGUUAAA